GCGUGGAGGGUGAGGCGCGUCCGGCCAAGCCGAAGCCGCCGCCAGCUCUUCCGCUCGGGACGUUCCCGUCCUCCAUUCCCGGCGCCGUUCCAGUCUCCCUACUCCAGCUCUAGCGGCGGCGUUACCCUUACCACCGGGGGCGGCGCGCUCAGGGGCGAGUCCUGCUGACAUGGUGGUUCAGUAGAAUGGCACAUUUGGGGGUCGCAAGCUGCCACCACCGGUGUGGUCCGUGGUCAAGUGGCUCCGCGCCAAUUAUCACUGUCACUGCAUCAGCGAUGAGCUCUUCACGGGUUAGAGCACACGCGGUGCAUUUGGAUUGCCCACCUAGGACCGAGCAGAGAAAUGGUGGCGAUCUAGUGGUGAUGAGGCCUUACCAGCGGCCACGGUCAGGGGACAAUUUAGUCAAGCGGAAGAAUGCCGGUAACGUGGUAGUGAUGCGCCCAGACCGAAAAAUGCGGGAUGACUUGGCGGACUAUGCAACCCCUAGAAAUGGCAGAGCACCAAUGGACAUUGAGAAUGUCAUUUUGUCCCCGCAAGCUAAGCCAUGGAACUGCUUGGGUCAGAACUCAGACAAGGGGUUAGAUUUGCCGAAAGAUAAAAGGAUGUUUUAUGCUAGCAACCUUCGCCGGUACUGCAACAACGGGAAGCUCCUCCAAGCUUGCUGCGUGAUUGAUGAAAUGGUGCUACAUGGACAGAUUCCGGAUUCCAAGUGUUGUAAUAGAUUGAUCCGUGGCCUUGUUAAAAUUGGCAAGACAAACAAAGCCAGGGACGUUCUUGAGGUUAUGGUGCUCUCAGGUGGGAUUCCAGACACUAUCACUUGCAACAUGCUGAUUGCCCAACUUUGCUGCACAGGGCAGCUGAACUACGCGAUGAACGUAUUGGAGGAUAUGAGGUAUGGUGGUACCUCUCCAAGUGGCAUUACUUUUAACACUCUGAUUAGGUGCAUGUGCAACCAGCGAAUGUAUGACAGGGCAAUCGCCUUUUGGAAAGAGCAAUUAAGAAUAGGCUGGCCACCGUAUGUUAUGACUAGCACCUUGCUUGUUGAUCUUGUAUGCAAAAAUUGUGGUCCUACGCGUGCCAUGGAACUGUUGGAUGAACUUGCUCUGGAGGGAUGUCAACCAGAUGUCGUCACCUACAAUGCUCUUAUCAGUGCAUCAUGCAAAGCAGGCAGGUUGAAGGAUGCAAAGACCACUUUAACUCGUCUGAUUGCUAAAGGCCUUGAGCCAAAUAGUACAACUUAUUGCAUUUUACUCCAUGCCCUCUGCAACAAGAAAAGGUGGGCUGAGGCUUGUGAUUUACUUGCCCACAUGAACCAUGCAGAUUGUGAGCCUGAUGUAACCACCUACAAUAUCUUUAUCAAUUACUUCUGUAAGUAUGGACAUCUAGAUCAAGCUAUUGAUGUGUUGGAAAAGAUGGUUAGCGAUAAAUGUUGUCCUGAUAUAGUGACGUACAACACACUUCUGAAUGCCAUAUCCAAAGAGGGUAUGGUUGAAGAAGCUCUUGCAAUAGCACAUUGCAUCCGACAAAGUGGAUGUCAGUUGGUUCAAAUUACGUACAACACCCUCAUAGAUGCUUUAGCCAACAAGGGCCAGGUGAAGAAAGCUGUGGCUCUGUUUGAUGAGAUGGCUAGUGAUGGGAUCUGUCCUGAUGACAUUACUUAUGGUUCACUCAUUAUGGGCUUCUGUAAGAAAAACAUAGCUCAAGAGGCCCUGCAGCUCUUGAAUCGGACACUUGCUCUUGGCUUUCAGGUUAAAACAACUACUUUUGUCAUGGUGAUCCAGGCAUUAUGCAGAGAUGGCAAAGCAGAAGCUGCUGCUGAAAUACUGAGAGUAAUGGUAUCAGAAAUUAAAAACAACAGUAAUUCAUUUUAUCUAUCUAUAGUCAGAAGUGUAGCCAAAUCAGGCAAGAUUGCAGAAGCAGAAAGGCUGCAUCGCGAGUUAGUUGACUGCAAGAUCCUCCCACUAGAGCAUAGCGUUCUUGAAGAUACUUUGUAGUCAGAAAGUAUGGAACUCAGCUUAACUUAGGAGAUAAUUCCUGGAAGUUGCGCAUAGCGUCUCACCAAGCAAAGGUGCUCUAUGACUAUGAGAUUUGAUCGAUGUCCCAAACCUCACCAUGAUGCUUCCUUUUGAUGGUUCUUUGCAAAAUGGUGUUCUGCUACUGCACAAUUAUGCUCUGGUUGAUCAUAUGUCAAAAUUGUGUGCCCUUACUCUGCCCGUGCCAUCACAUCUUAAAGCAACACUGUUUUUUGUUGUGAUUAAUGGUGUUGUGGCGUUGCUGUUGUUGCCGUCACGCCGGACUAUUUUUUUGCCUCAGAAAGACGAAAGACGACGGUAUAGUUCCCUUAGCAGUAGAUGCAUCUGCUGUUGUAGCUUCUAGUUUGCAUUCUAGCCACUAUAGUUCGACGGAUGAGUUAUUGUGUAAGAUGCACUCUAACUUUGGCAAUUGCGACUAGAAGAUAUCUAGUGCUCCAA
Lolium rigidum is the source of this 2471-nucleotide messenger RNA. RefSeq names its product pentatricopeptide repeat-containing protein At1g08610. The transcript is spliced from 3 exons. Lineage: Eukaryota; Viridiplantae; Streptophyta; Magnoliopsida; Poales; Poaceae. Bases 186 to 1994 code for a protein of 602 amino acids. The record is from RefSeq and is a predicted model, not a curated record. Gene Ontology annotation, molecular function: protein binding.